AUGUUGCAGUUCGAGGCAAAGAAACUGGCAGAUAUAGAUGCAGAUGCUAGGGCUACCACUGAGCUAGAUGGUGUUAGCAAAGAAGCCUCUACUAGGCUAGUGGAUACAAAUAAGGGGGUUGUUGCCGAGGUGGCUGGUAUAGGCAAGGAGUCCGUCGAUAAGGUGGCUAGUGAAGAUGGUCUCAGUCUGACCCCAAAUGAGAUUAACAGGGUCUACCAGCUGUCCCAUGCUAAGGCGACCCCUUUCUUCGCACUAGUCACACCUCAGAACCUCUUUCGAUUCGGAAUUGGCCCCAACCUAGCUGUCAUUCCUCCUCCUCCUCCCGUUAUUGAUGUAGACUCCUCUUCAACUGAAUCGAAUGAGGAUGUCGCCACCUCCUCAAAAGUGCCGACGAGGCAACCUAUCACCGCAGUCAUCUAA
Ilex paraguariensis (yerba mate) is the source of this 420-nucleotide messenger RNA. The record is from the annotation of a GenBank genome assembly. Lineage: Eukaryota; Viridiplantae; Streptophyta; Magnoliopsida; Aquifoliales; Aquifoliaceae.